Drosophila bipectinata is the source of this 2408-nucleotide messenger RNA. RefSeq names its product testis-specifically expressed bromodomain containing protein-1 (gene tbrd-1). Gene Ontology annotation, cellular component: nucleus; chromatin. The record is from RefSeq and is a predicted model, not a curated record. Gene Ontology annotation, biological process: regulation of DNA-templated transcription; chromatin remodeling. NCBI's taxonomy places the organism in Eukaryota, Metazoa, Arthropoda, Insecta, Diptera, Drosophilidae.
CUCGAGCCGAGAACACGAAAAAAUAAGUGAAUUUUAAAUUUUGAAAUAAAAUCUAAAAUAAGUCUAUAAUGGAAGGGCCCUGGAAAGAAAACAAUAGGCCUCCCCCUCGGAACGAGCCGUAUAUCCAUCCCGUAAAUGGGAUUGUUCAGCCGCCUGUGAUACCACCCCCUAACCGACCAGGCCGGCGGACCAAUCUUCUCGAGGACCUUAAAUCCGUCUUGAAUUAUAUCUGGCGGAGCCGUUGGUCGUAUCAUUUUCGUAAUCCCGUAGAUGCGAUCAGCUUACGAGUGCCCGAUUACCAUCAAGUCAUCAAACGACCUAUGGAUCUGGGUACGAUUAAGAAGCGAUUAAAAAAUAACUACUACUGGGAAGCUGAAGAGGCAUUGCAGGACUUCAAUUUGGUUUUUGACAACUGCUUCUUUUACAACAUGGAGGGCACACCGGUCAACCAAGCGGGGAAAGAACUCAAAGCCGCUUUCUAUAACCGCUUGGCGACCAUAGAUCUGUCCAAAGAGUGGGAGCUGCAGCCGAAGGUGGACAAACGAAAGCGAAAGGCGGUGGAGGAGCCGUUUCAGGCUCGGAAGUCUAAGCCUGUGUUGGGUCAGUGUCAGGCUCCGAAGUCCAAGCCGGUGUUGGAUCCGUUUCAGGCUCCAAAGUCAAAGCCUGAUUUUGAACCGUAUCAGGCUCCGCAGUCCAAGCCGGUGUUGGAUCCGUUUCAGGCUCCAAAGUCAAAGCCUGAUUUGGAACCGUAUCAGGCUCCGAAGUCCGAGCCUGUGUUGGAUCCGUUUCAGGAUCUGAAGUCGAAGCCUGUGUCUGCGCCUUCCAUCUUUCAACCGAUGGUUCCACCCUUUCCCUUUGCGCAGCCCCUCCAAGUUGGACCUUCGUUAAUACCUCAUGCAAUGCCCUCGCUUCCCGGCAUGAUGCCGAACGUGAUGCCAUCUUUUAUGCCCGACACCUUGAUUAAUCCUCUCAACACAUUCAUGCAAUUCAGCAACAUGACGACCCCGAUGGCGAUGGUAAAGGAACGUCAAGAUAUUAGGAAGAGUCUUCCUAAAACUCCGCCGAUUUUGAACCCCCUAUCUGGACUACCGCCCUCACUGAUUCGUGGCCCAAUUCAUAUGCCACCCCCUCCACCGUUACCACCUUCUCCGACUACAGUUUGCUCUACAGAACCUGAGAAACCGGAGGAACCAAUAAAGUCACCUACUCCACCGCCGCCACCGCCUCCGCCUCCGCCCAUUAUUUGUUACAAGGAGCUGGACAGGCUGAUCGAAAAGAGCCACGCUAUUCACCUGGUGAAGGCAAUGCGUAAAAGGAAACGUCGCCAAUUCACCUGGGCCUUCAACCGCGCCGACUUAUGGGCUCGCUACAGCCCGUUGCCGGUCCCAGACCCUGAUCAGGAGGAGCUGAUAGACUGGAGAGUACUGGAAGAGCGUCUGACUUCCGAUAAGUUUGAAAAUAUAAAUACUUUCGUGCACUCCGUACGAAAAAUGUUCCAGAGUGCACUUUGCUGGUUCCCUGACGAUAAUUUGGUAAAGGUAUCUGUGAAAAAAUCCAAUGAGAUCUUCGAACGAAGGCUCCCCAAGAUCAGGGAACUAAUAGCCAAGGCCAAGGAGCAUUCCCGAUCCGUAGUGGAAGUCAAAGAGAUAAAAAAAGCAGAAGAAAAACUUGAAAAAAUACCCGAGCCUAUAAAGACGCCAAUAGCACAGAGUCCGAAUGUCCAGCCGCAUCUGGAUAUCCCUAAACUACCGGAAACGACAGUACGAAGUAUCCAGUCUCCUAUGGAUAUACCUAAGCUACCGGAAACGGGUCCACAAGAUUUCCAGCCGCCUCUGAAUAUUCCUAAGCUACCGACAACGAGUCCACAAGAUUUCCAGCCGCCUCUGAAUAUUCCUGAACCGCCGCCCACGAGUGGACGAAAUUUCCAGUCGCCUCUGAACAUUCCUGAACUGCCGCCCACGAGUGGACGAAAUUUCCAACCGCCUCUGAAUAUUCCUAACCUACCGCCAUCGAGUGUACCAAAUUUUCAACCGCCUCUGAAUAUUCCUAAGAUGCCGCCAACGAGUGCACCAAAUUUCCAACCGCCUCUGAAUAUUCCUAAUCUACCGCCAACGAGUGCACCAAAUUUCCAACCGCCUCUGAAUAUUCCUAACCUACCGCCAUCGAGUGUACCAAAUUUCCAACCGCCUCUGAAUAUUCCAAAGCUGCCGCCAACGAGUGCACCAAAUUUCCAACCGCCUCUGAAUAUUCCAAAGAUGCCGCCAACGAGUGCACCAAAUUUCCAACCGCCUCUGAAUAUUCCUGAACUACCGCCCACGAGUGCACGAAUCGAGAAAUCCAAAAGUUCUUCAUCACACAGUCACCACAAUCGCGAGGAGUUGAAACAUUAUUAUAAGAAGAAAAUUUAA